Molecule: messenger RNA, 1538 nt
Organism: Schistocerca gregaria
Lineage: Eukaryota; Metazoa; Arthropoda; Insecta; Orthoptera; Acrididae
Product: probable sphingosine-1-phosphate phosphatase
Exons: 7
Coding region: 118-1470 (450 amino acids)
Cellular component (GO): endoplasmic reticulum membrane
Molecular function (GO): sphingosine-1-phosphate phosphatase activity
Source: RefSeq, a predicted model, not a curated record
GUCGACGAGCUGCUAAAAGCGAAAAGGCGCCAAAAAAAAAAAAAAAAGUGACAGGCGAAGGGUGUGGCGUUAAUUUUAAACGGACGGCCGUUCUUUUUGAUGCUUUGAGUCAAAAAAAUGGCUGAAUAUUCUAGGAGCGAACCAGACGAGCCGGACGUCAUGUGGGGACCGGACAAGAACACCAAAGUAAGCGAGGGAGCGGGGUUCAGGUUCGACGACGAGCAAGACACAUUCGACAAGAGGCCCUUGCGCUUCGCGCGUCUGAAGGCAUUUCAAGUGUAUCUCUGGCAUCAAGUGGCGUUCGCGACGCACAUAAUUCGCUACAUUCAGAGAUGGAGAUCCCCAUGGAGAGACGCCUAUUUUGUCGUUUACUCGCUACUUGGCGAGAGAGCGCUUUAUAACUGUCUUUUGCCAUAUUUGAUUUGGCAGGUGGAUCCAGAGUUCGGGAGUCUCUACUUGCUACUUUUGACGCUCGGUACAACGCUGGGUAAUUUCUUGAAAAACUUUUUCGCCCUCCCGAGACCGCCUCCCACGGCACUGUGGGUACAUAAGAGAUUGGAAGAUUAUGGCAUACCCUCUACACACACGACCAACGCCGUAAACAUGUCCCUGUUUAUCACGUACUGGUUUUGGGAGCCGAUCGUCGAGCGCAGACUUCAGUACUUGGCCGUAGUCGUAAUCACUUGGUACAUCAUCAGCAUGGUUUUGUCCAGAAUGUAUUUGGGCGCACAUUCCCAUGUGGACGUCAUAGCCGGGCUUUUGAUAGGCGCUACCUUUUUUUCUGUCUGGAUCAAAACACAUCGCUCUUUUAGCACUUUUUUGUCGGAGAGUUGGUACUCUCCCUUUGUCGUUCUACUGGUGUUUACAGUAAUUCUUCUUAUUCAUCCUAGAUCCGUGCGUCCCAGCCCGUCGCACAAAAACUCGGCGGCCCUGCUAUGUCUGGCCUAUGGCGUCGUGCUCGGCAUGAACAGACACGUUCGGCGGUACAGUAACUUUUUUUGGCAACGGUUUUUUACUAGUGAAAUUUGUACUGGAGAGUUAGCCAAAUUCAUCGCUCGCACGGUCUCCGCGCGGCUUCUCCGGUUCGCGCUUUCGCUCAGCACGACCGCGGUCGGUUUGGUGGUAGUGUUCGCCAUUUACAGCUUGUCAAGACUACUGCUUUAUCUCUUGUUCGCCUGCCUAUUCCGGUGGACAGCCGCUCGUGAGAUCUGGAGCCGCCUGAAAUAUGCUCACAAGAAGUGCUCCAUCCCCUCCUUCGCACCUUUAGAUAAUUUCGACCAUCCGCAGUGGCAGUCUCAGCGUCGACUCGACCCGAUCGUGGAUAGCAGUGUGCACAAGGACACGAAGCUCGUCAGUGGUUGUGCAGCGAUCAUUGUGGCCGGAUACGUGUUGACGUACUUCGCUCCUCUCUGCCUGAAUUGCCUCGGCCUUUUAGGGAAGUAUUGUUCAAGGGGUUUUCUUGUUGUCUGAUGUACAUACGCUUCUUCUGGGCCUUUCUAGACUGAGAAGUGCAAUGGACAAAAAAAAAAAAAAAGUAC